Molecule: messenger RNA, 1582 nt
Organism: Callorhinchus milii (elephant shark)
Lineage: Eukaryota; Metazoa; Chordata; Chondrichthyes; Chimaeriformes; Callorhinchidae
Product: sodium/potassium/calcium exchanger 4
Exons: 14
Biological process (GO): calcium ion transmembrane transport; intracellular calcium ion homeostasis
Cellular component (GO): membrane
Molecular function (GO): calcium channel activity; calcium, potassium:sodium antiporter activity
Source: RefSeq, a predicted model, not a curated record
CUCUCUUUAAUUUUUGUUAAGAUUGCACAGUGAUCACCAGCAAAGCUCAUGGAUUCAAGUACUAAGCGACCAAACAGUGCAAUGUCAAGCCUGGUCAAGAUGACUAAACUUCCAAGAAGAAGAGAACAGCUUCUUUAUCAGAUUGGAGUUUCCUGCAGCAUUCUCUUCCUGGUCUGGUGUAUGUGUAGUCUUCUGUCAAAAUUAGAACACGAGAAACAUGCUGGGGAGAAACCUUUACUGGACCUAAGGUGGUUGAAUAGGAAGUUAAUGGCAGCAGAGACAGAAAAUGAUACGCAAGUCACGAACUGCACACGACCAGCUAUCCACGAGUUUCCAGAUGAUCUUUUCACCAAUAAGGAGAGGCAGCAUGGAGCGAUACUGCUUCAUAUCACGGCAACUAUGUACAUGUUUUACGCACUGGCUAUAGUGUGCGAUGAUUUCUUUGUUCCGGCUUUAGAGAAAAUCUGUGAGCGGUUGCAUCUGAGUGAAGAUGUGGCCGGAGCCACUUUCAUGGCCGCUGGGAGUUCAGCACCGGAACUGUUUGCUUCGGUUAUAGGGGUUUUCAUAACACACGGAGAUGUAGGAGUUGGAACCAUUGUUGGCUCAGCAGUGUUCAACAUAUUGUGUAUCAUUGGGGUCUGUGGACUAUUUGCAGGACAAAUAGUACAGCUCACCCAGUGGUCUGUGUUUAGAGAUUCGUCCUACUACACGUUAGCGGUGAUUGCACUCAUUGUGAUUAUUUACGACGAAAAGAUUCAAUGAUUCAACACGAGCAUGAGGAACUAUUUCACAAACAAGCUGAAGAAGAACGGGAACGUAGCCAACGGCAAUGUGGUCGGCAAUGAAAUGGAGGACGGUAAUGGUAACUCUCCUGAUAUUUGUGAUGACCCGUCACUCCCAUUGCUGCCUCGAGUGGGAUGUUUGAACAAGGUGAAGUGGCUGAGUUCGUGGCCACUGCUCAUUCUGCUGUUCUUCACAAUCCCCAACUGCGCCAAGCCUCGCUGGGCGAACUGCUUCAUGUUGUCCUUCUUCAUGUCCACUUUUUGGAUUGCCAUCUUUUCUUACGUCAUGGUGUGGAUGGUGACUGUAAUAGGCUACACCCUGGGAAUUCCGGAUGUCAUCAUGGGAAUCACGUUCCUGGCAGCAGGAACCAGCGUUCCAGAUUGCAUGGCUAGUUUAAUCGUGGCCAGGCAAGGGAUGGGUGACAUGGCUGUGUCCAAUUCUGUCGGAAGUAACGUCUUUGACAUCCUCGUGGGCCUUGGCCUCCCGUGGGGGAUUCAGACAAUGAUUAUCCAGUCCGGAUCAGUGGUACAUAUAAACAGCAAGGGGCUUGUUUACUCAGUGAUCCUUCUGCUGGGAUCAGUGGCCCUCGCAGUGUUUGGUAUGUACAUGAAUGGAUGGAAACUGGACAAAAAACUGGGUAUUUAUGUGAUCUCGCUCUACUUCAUUUUCUUGUGUUUCUCGGUAAUGAUUGAGUUUAACGUUUUUACGUUUGUCAACUUGCCAAUGUGCAGAGGAGGUUCUUAAACACAUCAGGCAACCGGUUGGAGACCGUGAAGAACAGAACCUUCUUAGACUCCUC